GUCAAUCAUUCCCACCGUCUCCAUCAACUUUCGUGUCUCCCCCACAAAUCCUCAUCUCCACAUUUAACCUCCGUGCCCCUUCGGAGCUAAGAAGCCGGGUUCUCCUUGUCUCCUCCUUUUUCACCUCCUCCACAAUCCUCCACAUCCACCGGACCCGCCCCCGUGUUCCUCGGACUCGGCACAUUGCGACAUAACACGGAGCACACGAACUGAAAGAGUACCUGCCAGGAGGAUUCAUUGGGCCCCGCCAUGUCAACGAUACCACAAAACCAUUGUUACCACACCAAGAGCUCACUUUAACGCCGAGAGACUCCGGAAGUUAGGACGUCUCUCCACCAACAAUAAUAUCUCUGCGCCACUUCAGUUGGCUCACCCGACCCGACCACCAACAAACUAGACCCGAACCAUCGAGGAACUUACCUCUCUCUACCUUACUUGCUUGUUUCAAACAGGAACUACACUAUCUAUCAGUUUUCGACACCCACCGGAAUUGAAAGCAUGGAACAACAGCAACAAAAAGAAAAGGCUCCGCUUCGGUCCCGUGUCGCCAACGCUUGUGAGGCUUGCAGGUUUGCUAAGGUCAAGUGUCAGGGGAGCAGUCAAGUUGGGAUAUGUAAAAGAUGCUUAGCUUCUAAACGAGAGUGUAUCUUCAAGACUGGUCCCAGAAAAAGACGGCCUAGAGGGUUGAGGGUAACCGCCGACCAAAACUCCACAACAACCACCACCAAUACCAACCCCAAAACAUCAACAUCAACAACAGCCACAACCACCACAACCACCACAAACCCCUACUCCGUCCAAUCUCCCCUCCCCGGCCCACCCCCCGGCCCUUCCCGCACCUUCACCAUCGACGUCCCCAUCCCCACCGCCUCCGUCGACGUAGCCAUCAGCUUGGAGUCUCUCCGUCUCGAUCACGAAGGCUACGUGGAUCGCAUUUGUCCCAGUCUCGGCGGCGACGGGAUGGAUUCCGAGGACGACGGUACCUAUGGCUACGAGUACGAUUAUGGAUCCGACGGUGAGCCAGGAGGGUCGGUAAUCUCUAGUCAUGCAAGCCAUGCGAGCCAUGCUAGUUCGUUACCGGUUGGAGCGUCGGCUGCUACGCCGGGGAGUAGUUCUGCGUCUGCGUCUGCGUCUGCGUCUGCGUCUGCGUCUGCGUCUGCGUCUGCGUCUGGAGUUGGCGUUGGCGUUGGCGUUGGGUCGAGGACUGGAAACGGGAACGGAAACACCAGAGCCCCGGGACCAGGACCAGGACCAGGAGGAAGCAGCCGAUCCCUCGCCUCCCUCUCAGUACAACCACAAUUCAACGUCGACUCCGCCUCGCGGCUCUUGGAUAUCUUUAGGAAAGUCAUGGUUUGGCAUUUUCCUUGUGUGUUGGUUGAUCAUGUUGUCUGCAAUGACGAGACUGAGGUGGAGGGGAAAGUAGAACUAGAAGAAGCGACGGUGGCGUCCCUUGCAAGGGAGAGGCCGUUUGUGCUGCUGGCUGUGUUGGCGGUGGCGAGCAGCACAAGGACGUUGCAGGGUCAUAGUCUGUAUGAUGAGGAGUUUAGGAAGAUUUUGGGGCUGAAGUUUGUGGCGGGUGGUGAGAGGAGUCUGGAGCUGUUGCAGGGGCUGGCGGUUUAUGUUGCUUGGUAUCCCUUCCAUCUCCGACCGAAGAACAGACAGGCGUUUCAGUAUGUGCGGAUGGCGGUCGAUAUAGCUAAUGAUCUUGAGCUGGAUGUGGAUCCCGGUGUUGAUGAGCUCUGUGGUCCGAGACGUCCUAGUCCGCAGAGACUGGAGGAGAUCAGGACUUAUCUGGCUACGUAUUAUGUUGCGUCAAACUUCGCAACAACAUGGAACCGCACACCCUCCAUGUCCUUCACCAGCUAUACCGCCAAAUGCUGCGACAUCCUCGAGAAGUACAGCAUAACCAAGGGCGACCGCAUUCUCCCCUGGCUAGUCCGCCUCCAACGGCUCUGCGAAGAGACGAACGAUCUGCGUAAAUCCCAAAGAGGUGGUCUACCACAACAAACCGAGAGCCAGAUCGAGAUGAUCAUCAAAGGCAUGGAAGCCCAACUAAACGAAUGGGAAGCCAAGAUGCCUCCCGAUCUUCAAUCAAUACCCUCAAUCCGCAUAACAACCCUCUUCACCCGCCUCUUCCUCACCGGCGCGCCCCUCCUCAAACUCCCCUUCGUCAAGCUCCCCGGCCUGGAGAAAGGAAACCCACCUUCCUUCCGCGUAGACCCCAACCGUCUUCUGGGUCUGAUCCCCACCUUACACCAAAACUACGAGUACUUUCUGUCGCUGUCAGCACACGAGAUCAACGCCUUCUCCAUGAUCGGCUGGGGCUGUCUGAUUUUGAGUACCAUUUUGGGGUUUCGCAUGAGUUUUCCGAUCAUGUUUUGUCCGGAGUGGGAUGACUAUGCGGCGAGGAGGGUGGUCAGGUUUGAGGGGUUUUUGGAGAGGUUGUGUCGGUUGGGUACUACUUCUACCUCGUCUACCUCUGAAGAGACGGACAAAGAUAGGAGUAACCUGACGCCGGCGACGAUGCCGACGACUAAGGGGAUGGAUGUGUUGAGUGCUAGUAAGGUUGUGUUUGCGGUGGUGAGGAGGAAGUUUAGGAAUCGAGUUGCGAAGUUGGAGGGGGCGGGUUUGGGUAGAGGGAAGAAGGAUAAGGAUACGAGGAUGGGUGGUGUUGGUGUUGGUGUGGGUGUGGGUGUUUGUCCUGUUACUGGGAAGGCGGUUGGUGAGGGGGGGGAUAAUCCUCAUGAUCAUCUGGGGGAGCAACAUCACUUACAACCUCAACAACCACCACCACCCCAUCAUCAUCAUCACCAGCACCAAACCCAACACCUCCAAACCCCAACAUCACCAACAGACUUCACCACCACCAAGAACCACCACCAGCACCACCAGCAUCCCCAAAGUCAACAAGAAGUCCUAGACAUCCACAUGGACCUCUCCAUGCUCCCUCUCGAGGUAGACAUCUCGCAAGCAGCACCCAUACCCACCCUGCACAUCCCCUCAACAAACAUAUCGGGGUGUCCAAUGAUGGACGGCAGUUUGGAACCUUAUUAUCCCUAUUGGGAUGAGACGUUUGCUUUCAACUCUACAUCAUUAACUGGGUCUGGGGGUAGUCCGAGUGCGAAUAGUCUUGGCAGUGUUGGCAGUGGGAGCGCUGACACGACAAGGAAUGGUGUUGCAAGUGGAGAACAUAUGUCAGGGGAGGGGAGUGGUGGUGGUGCUGGUGUGCCGGUGGGAAUGCCAACGAUGGGGUCGGGGAUAGGUGGUAUGAACAUGGGAAUGGAUAUGGGAAUGGGGUAUAAUGAUCUCUGGGCUGCGAUGACGAUGGAUUGGGCUGGUGGUGGGGAUGUUGAGAAUUGGGCUUGAGCGUAGGUAAGUUUUUCGCUUGGAUACAUCUAACGACUAAUGAACUGCUGAAUCUAUUCUUUGCAUUCCUCAUAAUCGGCCAUGAUAGAUAGACAUUGAUGAUGAAGAGAAGAGACUGUGAAACACUGGUCCUGUGACAGGAAUCUCGAGCCAUUUAAGUCUCAGA
Neurospora tetraspora is the source of this 3532-nucleotide messenger RNA. RefSeq lists its product as uncharacterized. Gene Ontology annotation, molecular function: zinc ion binding; DNA-binding transcription factor activity, RNA polymerase II-specific; transcription cis-regulatory region binding. The record is from RefSeq and is a predicted model, not a curated record. The transcript is spliced from 6 exons. Lineage: Eukaryota; Fungi; Ascomycota; Sordariomycetes; Sordariales; Sordariaceae. Gene Ontology annotation, biological process: regulation of DNA-templated transcription. The coding region runs from base 499 to 3366 and encodes 955 amino acids. Gene Ontology annotation, cellular component: nucleus.